CUCCAUGUGACUAUGGGGGUACCGAAGUUUUAUUCGCUUUUUAGUUCGUAGCUAAUCUUCAAUUUAGCCCACUCUACCCCCCGCAGACCAUCAUAUCUUCGGGUUUGAAACAUUUGGAGUUGAGUGAAUUCCUACGUCAGGGGCAACUGCAAUGGAUGUUGAACGAGAAAGGCUCCAAUGUUACUAGAAUUAUUGACAACAUUCCGGAGAACAACAAAAUCAAGCAGGUUGUCUGUGUUGGAUUAUCACAGAUAGCAGUCCGGUUCGGUGAAGAUGGAAUAAUGGCCUCGCCGCAAUGUCUUGAUCAACAUCUAACUGUGCUGGAGAUUGCUCAUCAUCUCAGUAAGAAUUCUCCGCACGGAAUUGACCUUUUCGCCGUUGAUUGUACGUAUGAUGACGUACAUAAGAGGUGUCUAGAAGAUGUUGGGUUUGGAAUUUUCCAUGGUCGAGACGACAUGCAGCAACACGGCGUGAGAGUUGAUAACAAUACCCUGUUGAUUGUCUUUGCUCUAGGGAUUCGUGAAUACUCUCAUAGUCACGGUGUUGAUUAUGAAGAGCCUGUGGCGAUAAUUUUUGAUGUGGUCAGAAACCAUGCCUGGCCACCGAGUUUGCUUUGGGAAAAAGUGCGGAUUCAACCAAGUGUUUUCCAGCCACCAAAGGCAGAGAUGAGCAUCCCUAAGAGACCCACGUUGGUUCCUCGGAGACCCGAGCCUCCACAAUCGAUGGAUGGUAAUUCGACCAAUGCGAAUUGCAAGGUCCGCAUAGUUCGAUUGUAUUAGUUGUGAAUUAGUUGGAUAUGCGCGGGUGUUGUGCAGGAAAGCUGGUUGACGUCUCUAUGAGGUUCCGAAAGUGGUAUUUAUUAGCCUACUAUAGUUAGUUAAUAUAUUUAUCAUGAUUGAAUAUUCACAUCGGUAGUUCAUUCUAUGGGCUCCGUGGCAUAUGGUUCUAACGAUUGGAAAUCAACU
Xylaria bambusicola is the source of this 965-nucleotide messenger RNA. RefSeq lists its product as uncharacterized. The record is from RefSeq and is a predicted model, not a curated record. Lineage: Eukaryota; Fungi; Ascomycota; Sordariomycetes; Xylariales; Xylariaceae. The transcript is spliced from 3 exons. Bases 156 to 779 code for a protein of 207 amino acids.